Molecule: messenger RNA, 1220 nt
Organism: Raphanus sativus (radish)
Lineage: Eukaryota; Viridiplantae; Streptophyta; Magnoliopsida; Brassicales; Brassicaceae
Product: homeobox-leucine zipper protein HAT22
Exons: 3
Coding region: 176-1012 (278 amino acids)
Biological process (GO): regulation of DNA-templated transcription
Molecular function (GO): DNA-binding transcription factor activity, RNA polymerase II-specific; sequence-specific DNA binding
Source: RefSeq, a predicted model, not a curated record
AUCAACAAAAAAAAACUCUCCUCUCCUUCUUAAGAACAAGCCUCUUGGGGGUUUCAUUUAAUCCCAGUUAUCUUCCAAACUUCAUCAAAAUAACUUCUUAGCAAACAAAAAUAUUCUUAGUAUUUCUCUUGAGAUCUUGAAGCUUUUAUUACAAAGAUCAUUUUCUUUUCUUCAGAUGGGUCUUGAUGAUUCAUGCAACACAGGUCUUGUUCUUGGUUUAGGCUUCUCACCAACGCAUAAUAGUUACAAUUAUGCCAUCAAGAAGUCCUCCGCCACUGUUGACCACCAUGUCAAUCCGUCGUUGACCCUAAGCCUCUCCGGUGAGAGUUACAAGGUUGAGAUGACGGUCUCCGGUGCCGGAGACCAGAUUUAUGGGCAGACUUCGUCCCACAGCGGAAUCUCAUCGUUCUCGAGCGGAAGGAUAAAGAGAGAAAGAGAAGUUUGUGGCGACGGCGAAGAAGAGGCGGAGGAGACGGCGAAAAGAGUGGUGUGUUCGAGAGUGAGGGAUGAUCAUGAAAACGAAGAAGGUGUUAGUGCUCGUAAAAAGCUUAGACUCAAUAAACAACAAUCUGCUCUUCUUGAAGAUAGCUUCAAACUGCAUAGCACUCUUAAUCCCAAGCAAAAACAAGUUCUUGCGAGACAGUUGAAUCUAAGGCCCAGGCAAGUUGAAGUAUGGUUCCAAAACAGGAGAGCCAGGACAAAACUAAAGCAAACAGAAGUGGAUUGUGAGUUUUUGAAGAAAUGUUGUGAGACUUUGACGGAUGAGAAUAGAAGGCUUCUAAAAGAGCUCCAAGAUCUCAAGGCUUUAAAGAUGUCUCAACCUUUUUACAUGCAUAUGCCGCCGGCAACGCUAAUGAUGUGUCCUUCUUGUGAGAGACUCGGCGGUGGUGGUGCUGGAGGAGGCGGUGGAAGUACGGUGGCGGUUGAUGGAGGAACGGCGAAGGGAGCAUUCUCCAUCGUCACAAAGCCUCGCAUCUACAGCCCUUUCAUGAAGCCUUCUGCAGCUUGUUAAUUACUUAUUAAUUAAUUUGUUUCUGUUUUUUAUAUCUAAUUAGGAAUGGGGUAUACUCUUCAUAGAUAAGACUCUUCAACGAUCCCACUUAAUUUUUCGGUGGGAUCGUUCAUUGUUGGUUGAUGAAGAAAAAAGUUCGUAACUAUAGUUUUCAAUUUGUAGAGAAAAAAAGAAAUAAGAUAUAUAUAAUACCAGUACUUUUUUUUUU